Molecule: messenger RNA, 3552 nt
Organism: Aplysia californica (California sea hare)
Lineage: Eukaryota; Metazoa; Mollusca; Gastropoda; Aplysiida; Aplysiidae
Product: pre-mRNA-splicing factor CWC25
Molecular function (GO): 5'-3' exonuclease activity; 3'-5' exonuclease activity
Source: RefSeq, a predicted model, not a curated record
AAUACGAUUACGAUUACAAAAACAAGACAAAAUGGCUGACAAUCGGAACAAUUUCUAUGCUGACCGCGAUGAUAGAUGGGCUCCAAGAAAUGAAUGGAGUUCACACGAUAACCAGCAGUUCGAAAGCAACCGUUAUCAGGGUUAUGGUGAGGACUGCGAAUCUGAAGGUGGGCGACCUUAUCAACAGGAACGUAAUUAUGACAACAGACCAGAUAGACACAGGCCCAGACGAAGAAGAUCACGAUCUCGCUCAAGGUCUAGAGAAAGGGACCGGGGCAAUUUUUCCUCAAGCGGCCGAUCCCGAGAUCGGGGUAACGAGAGAGAUAGGAGACGAUACAGAGAUGAGGAUAAUAGAAUUCGAGAGUUUAGUGGCGAUGCUGAUAGGUCUGAGUCUGGGUUUUACAACAGCAGUAACGACACAGGAGGGGGAAUGUAUGGUGGUAGUAGCAGUAGGUCUACCAGUGGCAGCAGCAAUUAUGAUGAAGGAGGAAUGUAUGGUGGGGGCACCGGCAACAGAUCUGGUAGUAAUGUUGGUUACAGUAGAAAUGAUGACGGUCGGAGAAGUGAGAGACAUGAUAGUGGGCCAAGACAUAAUAGAGACAGUGAACAUGACGAUGACAAUGGAGGAAACAAACGCAUUAAUGGCAGGGAUUGGAAAGAUAAGCUUACAUCCAUCAGGGAAGCCCACUUCAAUCGCAGUAAGCAACCUCCUUCGGUUGCUCAAAACCAGUUUCGCAAUGAUGGUAGCUUCAUGGAAAUGUUUAAACUAAAGAUGCAGCAAAGUUCACAAGGAGAGGACCAAUCCAACGUGACGCCAAAUUCAUUAGUAUUGGCUUCAAAGUCCAUUCCAUUUAGUCCAGAACUGUCACUUCCUCCUCUUACGACCACGCCAACAGAGGAAGUUACAGCAUCAUCAUCUACAGCAACUGAAUCUGAGGAUGUGGAUGGUACACCCAUCCAAAAACCAAUCCGAAUGCCAGUAUCAAUGGGCAAGCGCCGGCUGGCUAAACCAUUAAAGACUGGCAUUGUUCUCAAGAAACCGCAGAAGUCAGAGGAGGCGGAGGGGAGCCAGGAGAAGCUGGACGCCUGGGCUCGCUACCUGCAGGAAGUGCAGAAGUACAAGAGUGCCAAGUGCCUGGACGAGGACGCCAGCCGCCCGCUGGUCAAGUAGGCAGAGGGCUCGCUCUUUGUCUGACGGUCCUGGGUGUGAUGGUCAAAGUCAAAUGGUCAGAAUACAUUGUAAAUAUGGCCAGGUUGUGAAAAGACCGCCGGGUUCUGAAGUCUGGGGAUGAUUUUUAUUUAGAUUUAGAUCUAGGGGAACUGGCUCCGGAACUGCACGCUGGACAAGUUGUCCAGUUUGGGUUUUCCUUUUAAAGUCUGCACUUUUGCAGCCACUAUCUUUUGUCACACACACACUCAGGGUCAAAGGUUUAGCCAGCAACAGUACAUCUUUCUUUUAUCGGGCGUUUGUCAGAUCAGUUUUAGAGCAUGAUGCAUCUUCGUCUUUUUUUUUUGUAGAGAAAGAAGACGAAUGUGUUAAAGUAACAGUUUGAUGCCCCGGUAGACACUGUAGUAAACAUGUUGUUUUGAAGACGGUGCACUUCAGACUUAAGUGAGUAGCGCAUAUGUUGUGAAAAUGAAGAUUCACAGUGGAAGGGAGAGGGGAGGGGAUUGGGUGGUGGGGAAAAAAAGGGAGAGCCUACAAUAAAUUAUGGCACUGGAGCCUCUGAGUGUGAAGAAUGGCAGUUAAAAACUCGAAAUGUGUCCAUCAGUCAGUCUGGCAUUUGGGUGGAAGAGGUACAGUUGGUCCGAGAGAAGAAUGAUGUGUAGUUUAGUGCUAGUGGAAGCCUCUGGGGAGGAGGUCGGGACUGAUUUUUGAGGCUACCAGGAUCUGUUGUUGACAUUUUCCGUGUGUCUUAGGGGGACGUUUUCUGUACAGUAGCAUUUCUCAUCUACUUCCUGUUUGUAUCGUCUGUGGAAAUUAUAUAUUUAUACAGUCUAGCACGCUUGUAGCGGACACAGACAUAGCGAACACGCACACUGUGAACAGAUCUUCAGGUGCAGGCCCCCAAAUUUUUUCUCACAUGUUUUAUUUCCUCUUUGUAUAUAUAAUGCAUACACACCAUAGUGAAAUUUGUAUGUAAAGUAAAGAUUUCGGCGUCCGGCCAAUUUUGCUAUAAGCGUGCUAGGCUGUAUGUAACAUGUGCAGCUUUGGACUUUGCUCAAAGUGAAUCCAGAAAAGAAUUGCCUGUAUUGGAUGUUUUUGUGUUGAUGGUUUUUUUAAAUGUUGGAGUUGAAGUACGGUAGAUGCGAGAAAACUUGUCUGAUGAUUAAAAAAAUCUGAUGUCACUUCCCAGCAUCUGCCUACGGUAGCUCAAGGUUCAAGAACUCGCCUCAUGGGUGCUGUCUGUGUUCACAAACUUCUUUCAGGGAUGACGUUUUUCCGUGUGUUUUUUUUGGUCCGGUAUUGCCUUUAUUUCCUAAAGAAGAAGUUAUUAUUGUAAGCAUUAAAAUUUGUUUUCUGUUUAACCCAUAUUAGUUCUGUCUAUUUCCUUUUUAUUUAUUUUUUUUUUUCCCCAAAUGCAACUUUGUUGUAAAUUUUCAGGUAUUUUCCCGUAGUCCCAGUGGCUUGUCAGCCUCCUGUUGUGUCUGUCAGUUGCCUUGAGAGUUGGCGAUCCUUUUUAUGACUUAAUACAACCAUCACAGUGUCGAUCACAUGGCCAGUUGAAAGACAAUAGACAUUUUUAGUACAGUAUAAUACGUAGGUUAUCAUUUGUGUCAAGAAUAGGUGGAAUCGGGCGCUAGACAAUUUUUGGGCAUUUGGAGUCCUAAGAAUUUUGUAAUUUUAAAGCUUGUUCUUCUGUCUUGCUUCUGAUUUAAAAAAAAAAUUCCCAUCCAUCUUGAACAGAAGCAAAGUUUUGUGAUUGAAAGAGAGGUGGGUGUCUGGGGUAAAAUUAGGGAGAAAAUGGCCGCCAAAGUUUUGUGAUGUCGAAAGCUUAAAUUACUCUUUCUGUGCCUUUGGUAAGUGUUUUUUCAGUAAAAUCCACAGCCUAAAAAAAAUCCCAAAGAAAUUGCCCAACAGACGGAAAAAUGUUGGUGUCAUCAAUUUCAUUACUUUGAUUAGCGCCUGAUCUCGCCUCGAUGCCAUAUAUUUUAUUAUUUGUCACAUCACAAGUCGUGGACAUUUUAUGAUCAUAAUUUUUAAUCUUGGGGUUUCCUUUUUUUAGUCCAGCUAUCAGCGUCUGUGAUGUAAUAGAAUGUUCGCCUUUGCUGGAAAAAGACAGGAGUUUGAUUCUGGCAUGAGAGGGAUAUCUAUUUUAUCGAGAAUCUUGAUUGCGUCUUUUUUGCCAGGAUACCGUAUCCUGCUCAGCUCAGAUUAGCCACGACAGACAAAUUUUUUGAACAGCCAGUUUCCUAAAAUGGUGUAGGUUUUGUCAAUAGAAACAUACGAUAUAUUUGUAAUCAUUCUGUCCACGUUUGACGAAGAACAGGUUUUUUUUUAAAAUUUGUUUUUCUUGUUCGGUAUGUUGAAUUUUCUUUUUUUUUCUUUUU